AUGUAUGGGACUAAAGAGGUGGAACAUAGAAAUGUGUACUCAACUUGCUUAAUCUCCAAAAUGGAUGAUUAUGAUCUCUCGUGCCUCCUUGAUAAGCCAAGGCUUAACAUAGAGAGGCAAAGAUCAUUUGAUGAGAGGUCAAUCAGUGAGCUCUCUAUUGGUCUCAUAAGAAGGGGUUAUGACAAUUAUGACCACGAAGCUCUCAGGAGGUCUUUGGUGUAUUUUCGAGGCCAACCGGUUGGUACCAUUGCCGCGUAUGACCAUGCAUCUGAGGAAGUUUUGAACUAUGAUCAGUGCUUCGUAGCUGAUUGUAAAAAGAGGUUUGGUAAGUUGUUUUACCGUGAAAUCCAUUACAUCUGGUCAAUUAUGGCUCAUGAUUUGAAAUUUCUGAGACUGCUUGAUCAUGUUGAUAAUUUGCUCAGGUGGGGGAAAAGAAUAGAUAGAUUCAAGCUAGGCGAAGGUGCAAUGCCAGCUAGCUUCAAAGUUCUUCACGAGCCUGUACGUAAAUCGGACACAAUUAUUGCAGAUUUUGGAGAGAGUGCCAUUGGAAGAGUUGCUCGGUUGACUCUGGUUUGUGAGUGGAUCAUUCUGCUCCGUUCACAUACAGAUCUACUGGGGUUUUAUCUCUAG
Durio zibethinus is the source of this 630-nucleotide messenger RNA. Lineage: Eukaryota; Viridiplantae; Streptophyta; Magnoliopsida; Malvales; Malvaceae. The record is from RefSeq and is a predicted model, not a curated record.